This is a messenger RNA of Ogataea philodendri, 2952 nucleotides long. RefSeq lists its product as uncharacterized. Lineage: Eukaryota; Fungi; Ascomycota; Pichiomycetes; Pichiales; Pichiaceae. The coding region runs from base 1 to 2952 and encodes 983 amino acids. Gene Ontology annotation, molecular function: transcription coregulator activity. Gene Ontology annotation, cellular component: core mediator complex; mediator complex. The record is from RefSeq and is a predicted model, not a curated record. Gene Ontology annotation, biological process: regulation of transcription by RNA polymerase II. The transcript has a single exon.
AUGUCCGAAACCGCGGUUCCGGCAAUUCCCCAUGUUGCCGCGAACAUGACGCCCUUGAGCGUCGUCUUACAGCGUUAUUCGAUACAUAGUUUCAAAAAACUCAAGGAAUACCUGAAAACGCUGGAAAACUCAACCCAACCAGAUAGCGUCAAGAAACGCACAUUCCUCGAGCUUUUGGUGUCAAUUCGUGAAAACUUUGUCAGAUUGUACGUUUUGAGCAAAUGGGCGCGUAAUUCCAAGAACGUUGAGAAACUGAUUGAUCUAUUUGUCUGGCUUAGAGAACAAAAUCAAACCGUCAGUAAUGCUCUCAUCCAGAUAGGAGCGACAAAACAGUCACUAGUUUCGGCCAAAUUGCCUAACCCGGAUCUCGAGACCGCUCUGGAGGUCCUCAUCAAGGGACAGCCACAGUUACCGACACAUAACUACGAACCUCCUCGGAACGUUGACCCUAACGUGAUUCUCCGAACGUUGAAGGACUUGAACGUUGAGUUGUCCACAAAGAUGGCUCUGGAGGAAAACCUCCCCAAACCAUUCUUUAACUGCGAAAUCAAAGAUGGUCGUGUCAAGUUCCGUAUUCCGAACUUGUUCCAGUGCUGCGUUUCCAUCGCAAACACGUACGAUCAAUCGGGAUUUUUCUUGGUGGACUUCAAAUUGGAGUUCCAACUAAAAGACAACAAGCUCAUCCCGCAGGUGACAGCGUUGCCACGCCCCACAUUCAUGCAUCUUGAAAAAGUCGCCAACCUAGAGCUCAGUAAGAAUGGUCUUGCCGGACUGUACAAUUUGUUCCACAACUACGCCAUAACAUGCAAAUUGUACUAUCUCCACCGCCAGCUGAUUAAGCUUCGAAUGGGUUUAUGGAAGAGCCAUUUGACGCACACAUACAACGCCGAAAAGUGUUUUGUCGUUGUCACUUACUGGCUCCGCAGACGCUCCGUGAGAUCCACCAUUGAGAUCGGUAAGAUGAAGAAUAACGAGCUCGGGUUCCGCUGGAUUCGUGAAGGACAACUAAGUACAGACCAUGGACUCAAGCUGGAGCAGGAAGACGGUUCGAUCAACAUCGAACAUCUCAUUAGAAACAUUAUCGAUAAACACGUCCAAUCCCAUAUCAAAGAGGUGCAGAACGAAAUUGCCGACAAAAUUGACAUCGCAGACAAGUUUGUUUCUGUUCAGAAGGAAUCACAGUUGAUAUUAAAGCUCAGUUCAAUGAAAAUCGCCGUCUACGGUAUCGACUCGCUAUCUGGUGAUGGAUAUUUCCAAAAUCCGACCCCAAUAAUGAUGAGAAUAGCCGCACAGAUCAACACAGACACUCGUGAAACAGCAUUGAGGCUGCUUUCACUGCGAUUGGAGGUCCAUCUCAGCGAGAUUUCGUCUCUCCUCACAGCCACAACCUGGCUGGGUGUCGAUGUGGUGAAGUUGCCAAUCAGAGAGUACACCAAGCUGGGAGUCGAUUACGAGCACCUCAAAGACCAGAACCUUGCUGAGAAACUGUUUGCCCUGAAAUUCUAUCGCCGCAGAGAAUGGCCAAGUGGAUGGUUUCUCACCGUGGGUGUUUCUGGAUUCUCGUCAAAAGUGCAGUGGUGGUGUUCAAGAGUCAAAUCUUCUUCUGGUCAGUGGGCCAUAUCAUGGAUCGAGCCGAUUACGUUGAAUUCCACCGAGGGAGAGUACAGCUACGAAACAUUUGUUAACCUCACCAAAAAGACUACGUCGAUGUUGCUCUGUAACAUGGUUGUCAAGGAGCUUGAGGAUCAAGGCUGCAAGCUCAAGAUCGUCGACAAGGACGAUUCCAAGGUUAAACAGCUGAUUAGCCAAGACUCGGCAACAAAAUCAAAUGAGACCCAAAGUGAAGACUCCACCACAGUUGUGAUAGAUAACAGAUCGCUAUUCAACAUUCCAAAUUGUCGCGACUCUCUGAUUUUGGUCAUGAACAUUAAGAACUCCGCGUUGGAAAUUUUGAUUUUUGGCAAGCUCCAGAACGAGCUGAAGCUGUCGUCCAUUUCUUUUAACGACGAGAAGAACAAUUCCAUUGAGCUGAAUCCGGAAACGUCUAUUUUCAAGAUUCAUUCGAACGUGAAUUUGUCUGAGAUGCUGAAUGCAGGUUCUGGUGCCAACUACUUCAACUCGCUCUCUGCUCCUACAGAGUUCUCCAUCAUGAACGACUCGCUAUCUGUUUUGAACAAGUUCUCCAGCUUGCUUUCGCUUCUGCACAUUGUGAGCCACGACGAAUCGUUGAAGGUGAUUGAAAUCUCAUUGAGCGCGGUUACUUUCCAAUACGGUAGCAACGAGGAGGAGAUGAUCACAUUGGUCUUGCUAAACGAGUCUCAAGACUCUAUAUCGAUCGAGCUGCCAAAGGACAAUCCACACAGACUGUGCUACAAAUACUUAAACGAUAUGGUCGCUGAGUUUGAUUUCGGCAAGAUCCAGCGUCUGGUCAAGUAUCUGAAGCUAACUCUGCCAUUCUACAAGAUGCUGGUGAAGUUAUCUGACGAGAACGAGGAACUUUACCAAAAAUUUGUGGACCAGAACGUCAACUCGCCGGAUCUCAACAUGACCCCAGACAAUGGAUACGAGCUCAACACGUACAACUUUGAGCAGUUCAAGAUCACCUACUACAAGUACGUCGAGCGGAAGAUGGAAAAGAAGACAAAGACGGAGAAGGUGCGCGUGAAUUUGAACGUUCAGCUGAGACACAAAACAAACGAGCUGUCGCUCACCAAGUCGCUGUUUCUAGUGACGCUCGAACCGCUGGAUACCGACCAGAUCGACGAGUCCAUGAAGCAAUGGCUCCACAACCUGGUCACCUCGUUGCACCCUACAUUUAACGGCGACGCUCCUAUCAGUUCGGUCGGACAAGUGGUGUAUUUGAAACGGGCGAUUGCCUGCAGCUAUCUGGCUGUUGAGGAUGUUGUCGACGCUUUGCACCAGAAAAUUAGAACACUGUGUAAAGCCAACUAG